AAAUAGCGUCAGUACCAAAGAGAUCUAAUUAGCUAGCUAAUAGCUAUUACCAACAUCAAAUUCUGAACAGGCUCUUCCCUCAUUCAUUAAGUUCAUCGGUGCCGUCACAAAAAUGCCCGGAAUUAAAGGACCGUCCGAUUACUCUCAGGAACCACUUCGCCAUCCUUCUCUCAAAAUCAAUUCUAAGCAACCUUUUAAUGCUGAGCCACCUCGUUCUGUCUUGGCUGACUCUUAUGUCACACCGGUGGAAUUGUUCUACAAGAGAAAUCAUGGACCCAUCCCUGUAGUUGAUGACAUAGAAAGAUAUUCGGUUUCCUUUUGCGGCCUGAUUGAGAAACCCAAAGAACUAUUCAUGAAAGAUAUACGGAAGCUUCCAAAAUACAAUGUUGCUGCCACCUUGCAGUGUGCUGGUAACAGAAGGACUGCUAUGAGUGAUGUCCAAAAAGUAAGGGGCGUUGGCUGGGAUAUUUCUGCUCUAGGGAAUGCUGUAUGGGGCGGUGCAAAGUUAGCGGAUGUGCUUGAGCUUGUUGGCAUAUCCAAGUUUUCAAGUACAACAAAAUCAGGAGGAAAACAUGUAGAAUUUGUAAGCAUUGAUAAGUGUAAGGAGGAAAAUGGAGGCCCUUAUAAGGCAUCAAUUCCGCUUAGUCAGGCCACCAAUCCUGAGGCUGAUGUUUUAAUUGCUUAUGAGAUGAAUGGGGAGCCUCUUAACAGGGAUCAUGGUUAUCCAUUACGAGGGAUUGUUCCAGGUGUUAUAGGUGCACGUUCUGUCAAAUGGUUGGAGUCCAUUAACAUAAUUGCUGAAGAAUGUCAGGGCUUCUUUAUGCAAAAGGACUACAAAAUGUUUCCCCCAUCAGUGAAUUGGGACAACAUUGAUUGGUCUACUAGGAGGCCACAAAUGGAUUUUCCUGUCCAGUGUGCAAUUUGUUCAUUAGAAGAUGUCACUGCAGUAAAGCCUGGAAAGGUUAAGGUGAGUGGAUAUGCAGCAUCAGGAGGAGGCCGCGGUAUAGAGAGAGUAGAUGUGUCUGUUGAUGGUGGCAAAAGUUGGGUGGAAGCUUCUAGGCACCAGAAGCCUGGUGUCCCUUACAUCUCAGAUGAGACGAAGAGUGACAAAUGGGCAUGGGUAUUGUUUGAGGUCACAGUUGACGUGUCUCAUAGCACAGAGAUAGUUGCAAAAGCAGUGGAUUCGGCAGCUAAUGUCCAACCUGAAUCUGUGCAAGAAAUAUGGAACCUGCGAGGGAUACUGAACACUUCAUGGCAUCGAGUUCAAGUCCGAGUUGGACACUCAAAUAUGUGACCUGUUACUGGGUUUUGUUUUCCAUGUCCGCAUCUUAAUGCUUUGUUGGUGUUGUUUACUGAGUUGGUUUUUAGUUUGUUUUUUUAAGUCUUUUUGAAACAAUACCGAGUUGCUUAAGCUUUCCAUUUUGCAUAUGUAAAUCCAUGUUAUCAUCAUUUAGCAUAAAAAGAGAUAGCUUGAAGGCUUUUCUACGUAUCGGAUACAGAAUAGUUACGUAAAUGUACUCUCACGUUUAAAUGAACAUGAGAGGUUAUCAUUUAAUCUA
Mercurialis annua (annual mercury) is the source of this 1559-nucleotide messenger RNA. Its product is annotated as sulfite oxidase. The record is from RefSeq and is a predicted model, not a curated record. Gene Ontology annotation, cellular component: mitochondrion. Bases 113 to 1294 code for a protein of 393 amino acids. NCBI's taxonomy places the organism in Eukaryota, Viridiplantae, Streptophyta, Magnoliopsida, Malpighiales, Euphorbiaceae. The transcript is spliced from 12 exons. Gene Ontology annotation, molecular function: oxidoreductase activity; molybdenum ion binding.